AUGAGAUGUGGAAUGGAUGAGGUUUAUAAAAAAUAUUACAAGUGCAAUACGCAUGGUUUUUGUCAUGAUAAACAAAUUUUGAUACUACACACUUUUCAUCAUUACAAAAGAGUAAUUGUAAAUAUCUUAUAA
This is a messenger RNA of Ambispora leptoticha, 132 nucleotides long. Lineage: Eukaryota; Fungi; Glomeromycota; Glomeromycetes; Archaeosporales; Ambisporaceae. The record is from the annotation of a GenBank genome assembly.